Lodderomyces parapsilosis is the source of this 1707-nucleotide messenger RNA. RefSeq names its product bifunctional hydroxyethylthiazole kinase/thiamine-phosphate diphosphorylase (gene THI6). The transcript has a single exon. Gene Ontology annotation, cellular component: cytoplasm. NCBI's taxonomy places the organism in Eukaryota, Fungi, Ascomycota, Pichiomycetes, Serinales, Debaryomycetaceae. The record is from RefSeq and is a predicted model, not a curated record. The coding region runs from base 1 to 1707 and encodes 568 amino acids. Gene Ontology annotation, molecular function: magnesium ion binding; hydroxyethylthiazole kinase activity; thiamine-phosphate diphosphorylase activity. Gene Ontology annotation, biological process: thiamine biosynthetic process.
AUGAUAUUGAUACGUAUUUCAUGUUAUAAACAUGGGUGUGAGUGGUGUUCCUCUAAGCGCAUAAAAUUUGCACUCUUGUUCGAAUACGAGGCUAUUAAAUUUCAUGGUCAAGAUUCCAGGGUGAAAAAUGAUGGCCUCACAUCAACUACGUUAAAACUCUUCAAUCAAGCCAUGACAGUCGAUUACUCGUUAUACUUGGUGACUGAUUCGACCAUGAUUCCAAGCUCCUCCACUUUUCUCAAACAAGUGGAGGACGCAGUCAAUAAUGGAGUAACAUUAGUUCAAUUACGGGAGAAGGAUAUAUCCACUUUGGACUUUAUUGAAAGGGCGAAAGAGGUUCACAAAGUGACCAAGCCGAAAAACAUUCCUUUGAUCAUUAAUGAUAGAGUUGACGUUGCCUUGGCUGUUGAUGCAGAAGGUGUUCACGUUGGACAGGACGACAUGCCAGCAACAUUAGUGCGGAAAUUAAUUGGACCUGAUAAGAUUGUUGGGGUGACUUGCUCCAAUCCGGAGGAGGUGAGACAGGUGGUUAAAGAAGGGGUAGCUGAUUAUGUUGGAUUGGGUACAACAUUUGCCACAAAUACUAAAAAAGACGUAAAGACCCCAGGUGGCGUUGGUCCAGUUGGUAUAAGAAAACAAAUGAAUGAGUUGAGUAAGGACAUUCGUUGUGUUGCAAUUGGAGGGAUAAACCAUUCCAAUGCUAAUAGAGUGAUACAUCAGUGCCGAGUGGGGGAUAAAAAACUCGAUGGUAUUGCAGUCGUUUCUUGCAUUAUGGCCAGUGAAGAUGCAGCUAAAGCAACAAGAUCAUUACGUGAUGAAAUAAAUUACACACCAGACUGGGCAUUCACCAGGUCAUUUGGUAAAAAUAUCCCUAGCCAUUUGAUGGUUAAAAACAUGACAGACCUGCACCCUCUAGUGCAUCACAUCACUAACAACGUUGUCAAGAAUUUCAGUGCCAAUGUGACAUUAGCUAUUGGAGCAUCACCAAUUAUGUCGGAAUUGCCAGAGGAGUUUGAAGAGUUUGCUUCAGGUAUCCCCAACAUUGGACUUGUUAUUAAUUUGGGCACUCCAAAUGCGGAGCUAAUGAAUGUGUUUUCCAAAGCGUUGGUUACUUACAAUAAAUACGACAAGCCUAUAGUAUUUGACCCUGUUGCCUGUGGGGCCUCAAAAGCUCGUCUUGAAAGCUGCAGGAAGCUUUUGAACCAAGGUUUCGUUUCUGUAAUUAAAGGCAAUGUGGGGGAAAUUAUGAGCAUGUGGAAGCUCACUCCAUACUACAAAGAAGGAAGUAACCAUGAGAAUCACAUGAGAGGGGUAGAUUCCAUUUCUAGUGUUAAGGAAGUUGAGGUGUUGGAGAAAGGAUUUCAAGUUGCAAGCACUUUUGGGUGUACUGUUGUGAUCACUGGAAAACAGAACCACAUAUUAGGCAGCGACAAAAGAUCAGUGUCAGUCCCUGGUGGAGACGUAGUAAUGGGUAGUAUAACUGGUACUGGAUGUUCCUUGGGAAGUACAAUUGCUGCCUUUUUAGCUGCAGAGAAAGCCAGUCCAAUAGUUGGAGGAGACAUUUUGAAGGCUACUGAAAUAGCGGUUGAAUUAUAUAACAGAGCCGGUGCUUGUGCCGCUGAAGUUUCACAGUCUCCAGGAACCUUUAUGAUUACAUUUCUUGACAAACUUAGUGAAAUGUCACAAAAUCCUGAAGGUAAAACCUAA